UACUCAUUGUCAGUGCCCACUUGUUCAAUCUAGUCCCUAUCCCUAUUCCCGCCCGCCUCUGACUCUCAUGAAAUUGGGCUGAAAUCUAUCAAAGCUCAGAGCGAGCCAACCCCAAGCCUAAAGGCUCUCAUGAAGUAAUCCUUCGGUCCUCCGGACCUCGCUCUUCAUAGCUCCAGAUGGAAAUAUUGGUGCAAAGCAGUCCUACAAAAUCAAGGCGCUUCCAUGUCGCCGGUCAUUGUUUCUAUCUCCUCUGCUUCCUCUCUCUUCUCUCCGGUGUCAAAUCCGACGAGCUUCAAAUUCUCAUGAAAAUCAAAUCCGCACUUCAGAGCUCAACCACCAACGUUUUCAGUUCAUGGGAAUCCUCCAAUCCCACGUGCCGUUUCGCCGGAAUCACCUGCAACUCGGACGGUUCGGUCGCAGAAAUUGACCUCUCACUCAAAAAUCUAACGGGGACUGUUCCUCUGGACUCCAUAUGCCAGCUCCAAUCGCUGGAAAAGCUCUCCUUGGGGUUCAACCUCUUGCACGGUCCAAUCAUGGAGGACUUGAAAAACUGCGUGAAAUUGCAAUAUUUGGACUUGGGAAACAAUUUCUUCACUGGCUCUGUUCCAGACAUAUCUCCUCUCAGCGGAUUACAGUAUCUGUACCUGAACAACAGUGGAUUCUCCGGAAAUUUCCCGUGGGAUUCACUCCGGAACAUGACGGGUCUUAUUAGGCUAAGCCUCGGAGACAACCCUUUCAAUCCCAGUCCAAUUCCAAGCGUCGUCGCUCAGCUCACCAAGCUGGAUUGGCUUUACCUCUCGAAUUGCAACAUCCAAGGAUCAAUCCCAGCUGGAAUUGGAACUCUCACAGCGCUAACCAACUUGGAACUGUCCGACAAUAACAUGACCGGUGAGAUUCCCGUAGAGAUUGGGAACCUCGUGAACCUGUGGCAGCUCGAGCUCUACAACAAUUCAUUCACAGGAAAACUUCCUGCGACUUUAAGAAACCUCACGAAGCUCAAGAUGUUUGAUGCUUCUACGAACCAUCUCGAAGGCGAUCUGUCCGAGCUGAGGUUCUUGACCAACCUGGUGAGUCUGCAACUGUAUGCCAACAAUCUUUCUGGGCAGGUACCGACCGAGUUGGGUGAGUUCAAGAAGCUGGUGAACCUCUCUCUGUACUCGAACAGGUUGACGGGUCCUCUGCCUCCGAAGCUUGGGUCUUGGGCCGAAUUCAAUUUCAUCGACGUGUCUGAUAACUUCUUGACCGGUCCAAUCCCGCCAGAUAUGUGCAAGCAGGGUACUAUGAAGAAGCUUUUGCUGCUCAACAACAGAUUCACCGGCGAAAUUCCGGCCAACUACGCCAACUGUUCAACUCUGCUUCGUUUCAGAGUCCCCAAUAACUUGCUCUCUGGUACCGUUCCCGCUGGAAUUUGGGGAUUACCCAACGUGCACGCAUUCGAUAUCUCGUCGAAUAAUAUCGAAGGUCCGAUUACCUCUGAUAUCAAGAAUGCUAAAUCUCUCGGGCAGAUUUUUGUCGGAAACAAUCGCUUAUCGGGUGAAUUACCGGCCGAGAUCUCUCUCGCUACCUCGCUGGUAUCGAUUCAACUGAACGACAAUCAAUUCUCGGGAAAUAUCCCUUCCCGUAUUGGUGACCUGAAGCAACUCAACGUUCUUCAUCUACAGAACAACAAGUUCUCUGGUUCGAUACCAGAUACGUUAGGCACUGGUGUUUCUCUCACUGACAUAAACAUGGCUAACAAUUCGCUUUCGGGUCAAAUCCCAUCUUCUUUCGGAUCUCUACCGACUCUUAAUGCUCUCAAUCUCUCCAACAACCAACUUUCCGGUGAAAUUCCAGGGACUUUUUCAGCUCUUCGACUAAGCCUUCUCGACCUGUCUCACAACAGGUUGACCGGUCCCGUGCCGCAAUCUCUGUCACUCGCAGCGUAUAACGGUAGCUUCGCAGCAAACCCAGGCUUAUGCAGCUCUACGAUCAGCUCUGUAUUCCCUCGCUGUCCGUCAGGUUCAGGCAUGUCCAGAUCAAUCCGUACACUCAUCAUUUGCUUUGCAGUGGGUUCGGCUUUAUUGCUUGUGUCUUUGGUGUACUCAUUCUACUUGAAGAAGAGGGAAAAGGAUCAUCGAAGCCGUUCGUUAAAGGACGAAUCGUGGGACGUGAAGUCCUACCACGUGUUGAGCUUCACAGAGGAUGAGAUUCUUGAUGCUGUCAAGCAAGAGAAUGUGAUUGGGAAAGGUGGUUCUGGAAACGUGUACAAGGUGGUGCUUGCUAAUGGUAUAGAACUUGCGGUGAAGCACAUAUGGAACGCGGAUUCGAGAGGUAAUGGCCUCAGCGGCACCAUGCCGAUGCUCGGAAAGCGUGGGGGGAAGUCGAAGGAAUUCGAUUCCGAGGUGCAGACUUUGAGCUCGAUAAGGCAUGUGAAUGUGGUGAAACUAUAUUGCAGCAUCACCAGCGACGACUCGAGCUUGUUGGUGUAUGAGUAUUUACCGAACGGGAGCUUGUGGGAUCGGCUCCACACUUGCCGGAAGAUGGAGCUCGAUUGGGAGACGAGGCAUGAGAUUGCCAUUGGAGCAGGCAAAGGGUUGGAGUAUCUUCAUCAUGGGUGUGAGCGGCUGGUCAUUCAUAGAGAUGUGAAGUCGAGUAAUAUUUUGUUGGAUGAAUUUUUGAAGCCAAAAAUUGCAGAUUUUGGACUUGCGAAGAUUGUUCAGGCCAAUGGUGGCAGAGAUUCCACCCAUGUCAUUGCUGGAACACACGGCUACAUCGCUCCCGAAUAUGGGUAUACAUACAAAGUAAACGAGAAGAGUGACGUGUAUAGUUUUGGAGUGGUACUGAUGGAGUUGGUGUCCGGAAAAAGACCGAUAGAGCCAGAGUACGGGGAGAACAAGGACAUAGUGAAAUGGGUUUGCAGCAAGUUGAAGGACAGAGAGAGUAUAUUGAGUGUGGUGGACUCCAGAAUUCCAGAAUCUUUCAAGGAAGAUGCUAUCAAGGUACUGAAAAUUGCAAUUCUUUGCACUGCUGCGCUUCCGGCACUUAGGCCAACGAUGAGAACUGUCGUCCAAAUGCUAGAGGAAGCGGCGCCUUAUAAAUUGGUCGGAAUUGUCAUUGCCAAAGAUGGUACUACUAAGAAAAAUGAAGUAAAGGGUACAGAGAAACUGAGUCCAGAGCUUUAAGCUUUCAAAUUUGGCAAUUGGGGUUGAAGCUUUAAGCUUUCAAAUUUGGCAAUUGGGGUUGAAGAUUUUUGGUCACGAUCUCCAUUCUCCUGCUAGCUGUAACAUAGCAUUAUUGUGUAAUAGAUGAAACCUGAGGUUAUUUGUAGAUAUAAGGCAUAAAGCCUCUAGCUUUUUAUGUUCUGUAAUUUAUGAAUGUAAGGUAGAGGUAUGAAAAAUUAGAGUGAUGGUAAUUGAGUCCCCAUGGUUACCAUUUGUUCACAA
Molecule: messenger RNA, 3422 nt
Organism: Alnus glutinosa
Lineage: Eukaryota; Viridiplantae; Streptophyta; Magnoliopsida; Fagales; Betulaceae
Product: receptor-like protein kinase 7
Exons: 2
Coding region: 177-3161 (994 amino acids)
Biological process (GO): protein phosphorylation
Molecular function (GO): protein kinase activity; ATP binding; receptor serine/threonine kinase binding
Source: RefSeq, a predicted model, not a curated record